AUGAGGGAAACCUCUGAUUCGUUUAGAGUCUUUGGCCGUUAUUCAUUUACAACUGAGAGUGAAACUCGAUAUGAGAGUGUAGCUCAAGGUCACUUCAAAGCUUAUCAUCUUGUACUUCGUUCAUUGAAUAAGAAAGAGUUUGUUACAGAAGAUAGAUCUAUAGCCUAUCACCCUUACAUCAUUGUGACUGCUAUCUCUGAGUAUAAGCAGUCUCGUCAUAUCGAAAAAUAUAGCGAGGAGAAGAGAAACGUACGCCAAGAGAUUAUUAGAGGUGGAAGAAGAGAAUCGGUUUAUACUAAUGAUAUUGUUGUUGGCGAUAUUGUACCCCUCAAGAAUGGUUUUCAGGUACCUGCAGAUGGUGUCCUGUUUGUUGCAAACUCAUUGAAGAUUGAUGAGCAAGAAUUAACUGGCUCACACUUGACUGUUCAAAAAGAUCUUCUACAUGACCCAUUCCUACUAUCUGGUUCAAAAGUAAUAGAGGGCAUAGGCACAAUGCUGGUUACAAGUGUUGGAAUAAACACUGAAUGGGGGAAAAAGAUGGAGAAAAAACAAGAGAUUGAUAAAGAAAAUCUUUUUCAGGUAUACCUGAAACGGCUUGCUAUUUCUGCUAGCUGGUUAGUCAUGUUGCUCGCUUCAGUUGCCUGUAUUGUUCAUUUAUGCCGAUACUUCUAUGGUCGGACCAAAAAACCAGAUGGAACUUCGAUGUAUAUGGCCGGAAGUACCACUUACGAUGAAGCAAUGGAAUUUGUGGUCAAAUCCCUGAGUUUUGGGAUCGAGACAAUAAUCGUGGCAGUUCCUGUUGGACUUUUUAUAGCUGUUGUCUUGAAUCUUACGUAUACUACGGGAGCAAUGAUGACAGACAAGGCUUUGGUUCAAAACCUCUCUGCAUGUGAAAGAAUGGGACAUGUUACAACUAUUUUGUGUCAUAAAACUGGAAUCUUAACUUCGAAUGAGAUGUCGGUGGUUGAUGUCUGGGCUGGAGGAAUAAGGAUGCAAGAUAUGGAUGAUGUUUCACAUUUUCCCUCGAUUCCUACAGAACUAAUAAUAGAAGGCGUUGCCCAAAAUACAAAUGGCAGUGUUGUUUUUGAAACGGAAGUCACUGAACCAAAGUUGUAUGGAUCACCAACAGAACAAGCCAUUCUUAGCUGGGGGAAUAAGUUGGGAAUGAAGUUUGACGAGGCUAGGUCAGGAUCACCAGUCCUGCAUGUUAUACCAUUCAAUCCAAAAAAGAAAUUUGGAGGCGUGGCAUUACAGGUUGGUACAGGACACCACGUUCAUUGGAAAGGAUCCGCAAAGGUUAUUCUUAAUUCAUGCAGAUGGUAUAUGGAUGGUGCCAACAACCGCAUAGCUAUUUGUGAACAGAAACGGGAGAUGGAAGGAAUAAAUGGAGACAUGUGUAUGAGAGGAAUGCGUUGUGCUGCACUUGCUUAUCAAUCCUAUGAGCUGGGAAGUCUUCCAACCACUGAGGAGGAACUUUGUAGACUACCGCAGGACCUUGUUUUGUUGGCUAUUAUUGGUAUAAAGGAUCCUUUCCGGGAAGGCACAAGGGAUGCGGUCGAGUUGUGCAACUCCGGAGGUGUUAAGGUUUGCAUGGUAACGGAGGAUGACGUUCUGACUGCACAAGCAAUAGCAACGGAAUGUGGGAUACUGAGGGAUGCAUCUGGCCGCAACAUAAUGACAGCAGCUCAAUUUUGUGAUCUUACUGAUCUAGGAAGAGAGCUGAUCUCCGGAGACAUCUUAGUUUUUGCUCAAUCUUCUCCUAGAGACAACCUUCGGCUUGUCGAAGCGCUGCAGAGAAGUGGGCAUGUAGUUGCAACCACUGGGAUGGCAAUACAUGAUACAAAGACACUACUCGCGGCGGAUGUUAGCCUUGCAAUGGGAUUCGGAGGGACCGCAGCAGCCAGAGAGAACGCUGAUAUUAUCAUACUGGAUGACAGUUUUUAUACGAUUUUCAAGGUUAUCCAAUGGUGUCGAUCUCUAUACACCAAUAUCCAGACAUAUGUCCUAUUCCGGCUCACUGUGAGUGUCUCAGCCGUGGCCAUCUGUGUGGUCGAGGUUGUGUUUUAUGAUGCAUUUCCACUUAAUGCCUUGCAGCUUUUGUUGCUUAAUCUUAUUGUUGACAUCUUUGGAGCACUAGCGUUGGCUUACAAACCGUCAGCUCGCAAGCUAAUGGGAAAGCCACCAGUGGGUAUAAGAGACACUCUCAUAACCAAGAUGAUGUGGUUCAAGAUGGUGAUACAGGUGACCUACCUUGUGCUGCUGGCGCUCAUGCAUUCUGAUAGUGUACUGAAGCUGGAUCAUGGUAAUACCGGCGAUGCUGAAAAAGUGAAGAACACAUUUAUAUUCUAUUCUUUUGUCUUCUGCCUGGUUAUUAAUGAGUUUGAAAUCCGAAGUGGAGACCAAACCUUGAUAGAAGUUCUUAGAGACAAUAUGUUUAUCUUUACAAUAAUGUCAACUAUCAUAGUUCAGAUAAUCUUGGUAGAGUUCCUUGGUAUUUUCAACUCUGCUCUUAGGCUUGAAAGGAUAAAAUGGCUCAUCUCCAUCCUUGUGGGAUUUCUCGGCCAGGUCGCCACUCGCUUCCCUUUGGAAGUAUACCCAUACUGCCGCAACUGAUGUUUUGUUUUUUUCUAGUAUAGGCAUAAUAACGUAAAAAGUGUUGAUGCAUCCCGGUAGAGUUGGACGUUGGCAAGCUGUUUUGUUGUCUGUGUGAACGUUGAAAUCUUGUAUUGCGUUUGUGUGUAUAACCCGAUCAUGGUGGUUGGGUUAGUAAUUAUAAAGAUUCACUAAUACCAUAUAUAUUGGUAGUGUUGAAUCUUUAUUGCAACAGUUGAAAGCUUACAUUGAAGGUGUUGAAAAAACUUAAAAACAGUACAUGAAUUAUUUGCUGUUGAAUUUUUUCAAUAUGUUGAAAGCUAAAAUGUUAAUGUACAUAAAUAGUUGUAUUUAUCUU
Molecule: messenger RNA, 2950 nt
Organism: Raphanus sativus (radish)
Lineage: Eukaryota; Viridiplantae; Streptophyta; Magnoliopsida; Brassicales; Brassicaceae
Product: calcium-transporting ATPase 8, plasma membrane-type-like
Exons: 28
Coding region: 1-2613 (870 amino acids)
Biological process (GO): calcium ion transmembrane transport
Cellular component (GO): intracellular membrane-bounded organelle; membrane
Molecular function (GO): P-type calcium transporter activity; ATP binding
Source: RefSeq, a predicted model, not a curated record